This is a messenger RNA of Diceros bicornis minor, 2366 nucleotides long. RefSeq names its product tachykinin receptor 3 (gene TACR3). Bases 824 to 2110 code for a protein of 428 amino acids. Gene Ontology annotation, biological process: G protein-coupled receptor signaling pathway; positive regulation of flagellated sperm motility. The record is from RefSeq and is a predicted model, not a curated record. NCBI's taxonomy places the organism in Eukaryota, Metazoa, Chordata, Mammalia, Perissodactyla, Rhinocerotidae. Gene Ontology annotation, cellular component: sperm midpiece; plasma membrane. Gene Ontology annotation, molecular function: tachykinin receptor activity. The transcript is spliced from 5 exons.
GCUCCCAGCGGGGCUCACUGUCAGGCCCCCGGGACCUCAGGUUACCCUAGCGCAUCCUCAAGGUCAGGCCCCGAACACCAAGACGCCGCUUGUCCAACUCUUAUACCAAGUGCGCUACUUAGAUCACUUACAAGACACGCUUGUCUCAGAGAAGGGGACGCCCAAGUCUUGUGUUCCAAGAAACCUGUAUCUCGGAAUUUCUAGUUUACCCCAGUGAGGAACGGCAUUCCUCUCGAGCAGACUCCUCCAGGAGAAACCGCAGCCUCUCUGCCUGGGGGACUGAUUCCCGGCGGCAGAGAUUAGAGGACGAGGGGAAACGGUGGACUUUGGAAGUGGGAGCGAGGAGAAGGGGGCCUGAGAAGUGAGAACGUAACUCACAGGCAGAAAGUCCCGGGAAAUUCCGAAUCCGGCGACACUGACCGGCUCGAAGGCGCACGGCCGCAGCCACGCCCGCGCGUGGAGGCCCCGGGGUCGCGUCAUCGGUGUAGACGAGAACAGCGCCGGAGAAGAGUCCGGGAGCCGGGGCACCCGCAGAGCGUCUGCAAGUCGGAGACGAGCGGGUCUUGAAGGACGGAACGACGCCCGGGCGAGCGCGGCCCCUCCCGCCGGCGGCGGUGGACGCAGCGCGCGGCCGCUCGGGCCCCGCGGAGCGACCGUGGGCGCCGGGGACCCGGGGGCCAGUCCCCGCGGGGACACCCCGAGGCGCUCUCCGACCCGCCCCUCCCUGCCCGCCCGCGUCACAGGCUCCUCCCCGAGCCAGCCGGCACCGCGCGCAGUCCCCGGGCGGAGAGGAGAGCUCGGGGACCCGGCUGCGCACCCCGCGAUGGCCUCCGUCCCCGCGAACUGGACCCGGGCGGCCGAGAGCGAGUGGCUGCCGCUGCUGGGCCCGGCCGGCAACCUGUCGGGCGCCCCCGCCGCGCCCCCGCCGCCGCGGGCCGCCCUCGCCAACCAGUUCGUGCAGCCGCCCUGGCGCAUCGCGCUCUGGUCGCUGGCCUACGGCACCGUGGUGGCCGUGGCGGUCUCCGGGAACCUCGUGGUCAUCUGGAUCGUCCUGGCGCACAAGCGCAUGAGGACCGUCACCAACUACUUCCUCGUGAACCUGGCUUUCUCCGACGCCUCCACGGCCGCCUUCAAUACCCUCGUCAACUUCAUCUACGCGCUUCACAGCGAGUGGUACUUUGGCGCCAACUACUGCCGCUUCCAGAACUUCUUUCCCAUCACAGCGGUGUUCGCCAGCAUCUACUCCAUGACGGCCAUCGCGGUGGACAGGUAUAUGGCCAUCAUCGAUCCCUUGAAACCCCGACUGUCUGCCAAGGCCACCAAGAUCGUCGUAGGCGGUAUCUGGAUUCUCGCGUUUCUGCUCGCCUUCCCCCAGUGUCUUUACUCCAAAACCAAAGUGAUGCCCGGCCGCACGCUCUGCUACGUGCAGUGGCCAGAGGGUCCCAAACAACACUUCACGUACCAUGUCAUCGUCAUCGUGCUGGUGUACUGCUUCCCACUGCUCGUCAUGGGGGUCACGUACACCCUGGUGGGACUCACGCUGUGGGGUGGGGAGGUCCCGGGAGACACCUGUGACAAGUACCACGAGCAGCUAAAGGCGAAGAGGAAGGUUGUAAAAAUGAUGAUAAUCGUCGUGGUGACGUUCGCUGUCUGCUGGCUGCCCUAUCACGUUUACUUCGUCCUCACGGCCAUCUACCGACAGCUGAAUCGGUGGAAAUACAUCCAGCAGGUCUACCUGGCCAGCUUCUGGCUGGCGAUGAGCUCGACCAUGUACAACCCCAUCAUUUACUGCUGCCUGAAUAAGAGAUUUCGAGCCGGUUUCAAGAGGGCAUUUCGCUGGUGUCCCUUCAUUGAAGUUUCCAGCUACGAUGAGCUGGAGCUCAAGACCACCAGGUUCCACCCGACUCGGCAGAGCAGCCUGUACACAGUGACCAAGAUGGAGUCCAUGACGGUGGUGUUUGACCCCAAUGACGCGGAAACCGCCAGCUCCAGUGGGAAGAAGAGGGCCACUCCAAGAGACCCAAGUGGAGGCUGCUCCUGCAGGAAUUCCAAAUCUGCCUCCACCGCUUCAAGUUUCAUCAGCUCAUCCCACACGUCUGUGGAUGAGUAAUCCUAACUCCAGUCCUGAGGAGGAGGAGGAGGAGCGUGAGGCCACCGCGGUGCCAGCCUAGGCCCUGUUCUCCUGACUGUUUGUCUGUCCGUCCUGCACACUCUGGAAACAAAAGGGUUUUAGGCAGCUACGCCUCAGUUGAGAAAGGCAGCAUAGGAAUGCGACAAACACACACUUAAGAUAUUUGCCCCCCUCAAAAAAAAGGGCUUUAAAUUCAUUCUUUGAAAACUCUAAAUUAUUAUCUUCAACAAACUGA